CAAGUCUCAUAUGGCUAUUUCUUUCCCCAUUUGCCUAAGAAAUUUUCCACAAAACCUUGCUGUAGUAGACUAGUGACAGAAGUUUCCUAAUAUCACCGACACACUUACAAACAAAGCAAAUUAUUUUGUUUGAUUAUGAUGUUUGAAAUUGUCAAGAAUAAAUCAGGAAAGUGAGGCACUUUUUCCUGUAUAUAUUGCCUAGAUCUCUAGCUAUUCAUGAGACACAAGUAAAAGAAAUUGUCUAGCUAAGCUUCACUUCUUCUACUAAACAAAAAUGGUUCCUGCUCCUACUUCUUCUUUAGCAGUUAUAUGCAUUUUGCUGUCAACAUUUAGUUUCUAUCAAUCAAAUGCGCAGUUGAGUGCAAAUUUUUACUCAAGUACAUGUCCAAAUGUUUCAACUAUUGUCCAAAAUGUAAUUCAACAAGCUUUACAGUCUGAUGCGCGCAUUGGGGCCAGCCUCAUUCGUCUUCAUUUCCAUGAUUGCUUUGUCAAUGGAUGUGAUGCUUCACUUUUGUUGGAUAAUAACGCUACAACAAAUAUAGUAAGUGAGAAAGAUGCAGCUCCUAAUGCAAAUUCCACAAGAGGUUUCGAUGUUGUUGACAACAUUAAAACUGCUGUUGAAAGUUCUUGCCCUGGUGUUGUCUCCUGUGCUGACAUUCUUGCUCUUGCCGCAGAAUCCUCUGUUUCUUUGGCAGGUGGUCCUUCAUGGAAUGUUUUAUUAGGGAGAAGAGACAGCAGAACAGCAAAUCAAGCAGGAGCUAAUACUUCUAUUCCGUCUCCUUUGGAGGGCUUAAGCAACAUUACAUCAAAGUUUUCCGCUGUUGGACUUAAUGUUACCGAGCUAGUUGCCUUAUCCGGUGCACACACAUUUGGACGUGCCCAAUGUCGCGUAUUCAGUGCCCGUAUUUACAAUUUCAAUGGCACAGGAAAUCCAGACCCCACCCUAAAUACAACUUACUUGGCCAACCUAAGGCAGAUAUGUCCUCAAAAUGGAAGUGCCACAGCCUUGGCUAAUCUUGACCCGGCGACGUCGGAUAGUUUCGACAAUAAUUAUUUUGCAAACUUGCAGAACAAUCAAGGGCUUCUGCAAUCAGAUCAAGAGUUAUUCUCAACAGCUGCUGCAACAACUGCCUCAAUUGUGAACACAUUUAGUAGCAACCAAAAUACCUUCUUUCAGAGCUUCGUUCAGUCAAUGAUUAACAUGGGAAACAUUAGCCCAUUAACCGGCACCAACGGGGAGAUUCGCUCAGAUUGUAAAAGAGUCAAUUGAUGAAAAAAUAUUGAUUAAAAGAAGAAAACAUUUCAAGCAAAGUUUUGUAGGUUUAGCAGUUUUUGUUAUGAAUUAGAGGCUGUUUGGAUGGGCUUAUGUCUAUAAGCUGCAAACAACUUAUAAGCUAAAAAAAAAUAAGUUGGGUCGUCUAACUUAUUUUUUUUGGCUUAUAAGCUGUUUUCAGCUUAUAAGCUGCUUUAGAUAAAUUAAGUCAAAUGGGCUCAAUUAUUUUUUUGCGCUUAUUUUAAGCACAAAAUGACUUUAAGCUGGUCAGCCAAACACUCAAAAAGCUGAAAACAGCUUAUAAGCAACUUAUAAGCCAAUCCAAACGGGCUCUUAGUAGAUCUUUGUUUUUCUUAAACCAAGUGUUGUUACUGCAUAGAAUAUUGGUAGUAUUAGUCACUGCCUUUGACUUUCCUUCUAUAUUAUUUCUAAAUCUUUUUUCUUCUUUAGUUCUAAUUACCAAAAGGCAAAAAUAUUCCUUUUUA
Lycium barbarum (goji berry) is the source of this 1758-nucleotide messenger RNA. Its product is annotated as peroxidase 15-like. Gene Ontology annotation, biological process: hydrogen peroxide catabolic process; response to oxidative stress. Gene Ontology annotation, molecular function: heme binding; peroxidase activity. The record is from RefSeq and is a predicted model, not a curated record. The coding region runs from base 275 to 1270 and encodes 331 amino acids. The transcript has 4 exons. Lineage: Eukaryota; Viridiplantae; Streptophyta; Magnoliopsida; Solanales; Solanaceae.